This is a messenger RNA of Filobasidium floriforme, 1598 nucleotides long. RefSeq names its product kinase-like domain-containing protein. Gene Ontology annotation, biological process: protein phosphorylation; mitotic G2 DNA damage checkpoint signaling. Gene Ontology annotation, cellular component: cytoplasm; nucleus; site of double-strand break. The record is from RefSeq and is a predicted model, not a curated record. NCBI's taxonomy places the organism in Eukaryota, Fungi, Basidiomycota, Tremellomycetes, Filobasidiales, Filobasidiaceae. Gene Ontology annotation, molecular function: ATP binding; protein kinase activity. The transcript is spliced from 12 exons. The coding region runs from base 59 to 1513 and encodes 484 amino acids.
AGAGCAUUAUUACAAGCGCCUCAGACUCACUAAUCGUCGAUCGUCAGAAGCACUUGAGAUGAAUCCUCAAGGUUCGUGUCACAGUCCGAUGGAAGAAACGGCACCCCAAGCAUUGCGAUAUGCAGAAGUCCGAGGCUAUCAAGUGCAGGAAAGAAUAGGUCGGGGUGGAUUCUCGACUGUGUUCCGGGCGUACAAGCAUGAGCAGAACGGGUACGGCCAAGUAGCGGCCUGCAAGGUGGUCUCAUUACCAGAUCCUAAGCGGUCCCAGAAUGGAAAACCUGCCGUCGAUCUCAAGGCACUGCAGAAAGAGGUCUCGGUCCACAAAUCGCUCAAGAGCAAGUACAUCCUGGAGUAUAUGGACUCGCUGAUGGUCCAGCAUGGACAUCGGGAUUAUAUACCUGGGCUGUACAUGUUGAUGGAGCUGGCUACGCACGGUGACCUGUUUGACAAGAUUGCACCCGAUGUUGGAGUGGAUUCUGAACUCGCCAAGCUAUAUUUCACACAGCUGAUCUCCGGUCUCGAACACAUACAUUCGAAGGGGAUCUGCCACCGGGAUCUGAAACCGGAGAAUCUGCUGCUAGGAGCGAACGGUGAUUUGAAGAUUUCGGAUUUCGGCCUAUGUGCGGUAUGGAAACAUCAGGGCAAGACGAGGCUGUUGACGGGACGAUGUGGAAGUUUGCCUUACGUUGCACCAGAGUUGAACUCAACAGGAGGGUAUCACGCAGAGCCGAUCGAUAUAUGGGGAGCUGGGGUAGUGCUAUUCACUCUGUUGGCUGGUAACACUCCUUGGGACGAGCCAUCGACGGCUAGUCCGGAAUACAAGGCGUACUUGACAGGAGAGUUGCUGCAGUACGAUCCCUGGAAUAACAUCCCGCAAGAUGCGCUUGCGCUGUUAUUGGCUUGUCUCGACGUGGAUCCCGCCAAGCGGAUAACAAUUCCACAAAUCAAGACGCAUCGAUGGUUGAUGUCACCAAGUCAGAUCAGCCGACAGAACAUUCCUUUCGAAUUGACCAAGGGUUUACGUCGUGCUGGUAUGAUGGACGUGGCGGAACCUCAGCGGUCUCAGAUCCCAUACCGAGGCCAAGGAGGAGAUGCUUACGCAAGUCAGCUCAGCCAAAUGGAUUCCCAAUUCAUGCAGGCCACCGGACUAUCAAGCACCUUGGGUGGAUCUACUGUCAUGUACAACACCUUGUCCCGAUUCCGACUGGUGGUCCCUAUCGAGCAGACGAUCCAAGCUGUCGUCCAAGUUUUACUGGAACUCCUCGGUCCGGAUCACGUGAGGGAAUCGAACGCGGUGGUACAGGUUUCGCUGCUGGAUAACAGAAGACAACCCUUGAGAGGAGACGUCAAGUUCCGGGAUGAUCCCAGGUGGCCAGGCGAGGUGACGCUAGUAGAGCUCAUCAGGAGCAAGGGAGACCCAUUGGAAUGGAAACGGUUCUGGUGGAAACUUGUGAAAGCAGCAGGACUACGGGAGAUGAUCGUCAAGUCGGACGGCACUUCGUUAGGUUCUUGAUGGAUUUCGAUGGAUUUUAGCAGAUACAGGAGAACUGUUCACGUGUGAAAACCAAAAGAACAUGCAAUUUGAUAGAUACAAAGGG